UGAUGGUUUUGGGUCGCCGACUCAACAAAGAAUGAUUCCUGCUCAGUCCGUCGGGGAUUUUGGCUCUCAGAUGUCGAACAGAAGAAGUUUUGAGAUCUGGGGCUUGGUUUUGCUUAUGGUGAUUCUUCUUUUAGACAAGGAUCAGGGCAAUUUGGAGGAGAAGGUGGUUUUAGGUUGCCGAAUGAGCAACAAAGAAUGAUUGCUGCUAAGUCCGUGGCGGAUUUUGGCUAUCCGAUGUCAAACAGACAAGGAUCAGGGCAAUUUAGAGCAGAAGGUGGUUUUAGGUUGCCGAGUGAGCAACAAAUGAUUGCUGCUAAGUCCGUGGCGGAUUUUGGCUCUCCGAUGUCAAACAGACAAGGAUCAGGACAAUUUCGAGGAGAAGGUGGUCUUAGGUCGCCGAGUGAGCAACAAAGAAUGAUUGCUGAUCAGUUCAUGGGGGCUUUUGGCUCUCCAGUGUCGGACAGACAAGGAUCAGGACAAUUUGGACAAGGUUACUGUUCUAGUCCCGGAAGCCAUGAAAGAGAAGAUUUAGUCUCUAAAAAGAUUUUCGUGACAUUUCGACCUAAGAGCUCCUUCACAAAUGAAGACGUCUCAACUUAUUUCAGCAAAUUUGGAGAAGUGAAAUGUGUGGAUCUUCCAAAACAUCAGGAAGGAAAGUUUGGUUUUGUCACUUUCACUAAUGCUGAAACCGUGAGAACCAUAUUGGAUGAAGAAAACUCUCAUGUCAUCGGUGACUCAGUUGUGUGGGUAAAAGGAUACUGAAAGGAAACCGCUUGUCUCCUUCCCUAACUUCGAGUACACUCAGUGUCAGAGGAAACCCUUUGUCUCCUUCUUUAACUUCGAAUACACUUGGAGUAGAAGGUGGUUACUGUCAUAGUCCAAGAAGGCAGCAAAGAAAAGAUUCAGUCUCUAGAAACAUUUACUUGACAUUUCCACCUGAAAGCUCCUUCACUGAUGAAGACGUCUCAAAUUAUUUCAGCAAAUUUGGAGCAGUGGAAGAUGUAGACAUUCCAUAUCAGCAGAAACGGAUGUUUGGGUUUGUCACUUUUGCUAAUGAUCAAACCGUGGGAAAAAUAUUGGCUCGACAAAACCCUCAUCUCAUCGGUAGCUCAUGGGUGACCGUUAAACCAUACAAGGGGAAAGAAGAAAGGGAGCAAGACACAGGAGAUGCUGCGAAGGGAAACCGAGCAAGCUGAUGUACAAUUUUGCCUGAAAUGGAGAAUCUCUCUAUUCACCAUCACAAGCAUAGUCCUUCUACCGGUUCGCCCGCUCAUUUACUGUCUCAAGUCAAGGAAGGCAAUAGUGAUAGAGUUGAGCAAGUAGAAAAAAGCAACGAAGAAAAUGAUUACAGUAGCUAUAUGUUCGAAGGGCGAGAGUGGCGUGUGGAGAAUAGCUUGCUUCGUUUCCCAAAACAAUCUAGCAAAACACCGCAAACCAAGUCUGAUACCGAGCAAGAUAAGGAAGUGUCAUCAGAUCAAGCAGCCUAGUUUAGGCAGCACAACAAGUGAAAG
Camelina sativa (false flax) is the source of this 1511-nucleotide messenger RNA. Its product is annotated as zinc finger CCCH domain-containing protein 46-like. Gene Ontology annotation, molecular function: RNA binding. NCBI's taxonomy places the organism in Eukaryota, Viridiplantae, Streptophyta, Magnoliopsida, Brassicales, Brassicaceae. The record is from RefSeq and is a predicted model, not a curated record.